This is a messenger RNA of Mesorhabditis spiculigera, 825 nucleotides long. The record is from the annotation of a GenBank genome assembly. NCBI's taxonomy places the organism in Eukaryota, Metazoa, Nematoda, Chromadorea, Rhabditida, Rhabditidae.
AUGUCUAUCCUCCGAAGCGCGAUCUGCGCCCUGAUUUUCAUCGACGGCUCGCUGGGCAGAGGGCCUUUGAAGGCGCGCCGGGUGCCCGAGCAGCUGAACUCUGCGCUGUGCUCGACAACACCGCCGGGACUAUGGUGCGAGAACGACGCGCUGGCGAAGGAGUGCGGCUGGGAUCUAGCGUGCAGCGAGUACAAGAAGGGGGUCUACAACAAGCCGGUGCAGAUCACCCUUCUCUACGAGUCGCUGUGCCCCGGAUGUCAGCGGUUCAUUCAACAGCAGCUUUACCCAGCCUUCAAGGCGUUUCCCAGCACCCAUUUGAAGAUCGAAUUGGUCCCGUAUGGGAAUGCAAAGAUCCAGGGCGACGAGAUCGUGUGCCAGCACGGCGCCGAGGAAUGCCAAAUCAACAAAUUCGAGAGCUGCGUGAUCGACAGUAUGGAGACGCAAGACGUGUUCAUGCCCUACAUUUUCUGCCUCGAGCAGCAGCUGAGCAACAAGAUCCCCUUCGACAAGGCGCAGUCGAAAUGUUUCCGGACGCUAAACGUCACCGACGAUGUGCAGCGGAUGACGCAAUCGUGCCUGGUCUCGAAGCUGAGCCGUGAGCUCCAGAUGAAUGCUGCCAAGCGUACCAACGACGUUCAGCCGGAAAAGCACCACUUUGUGCCGUGGAUCCUGUUCAACAACGUCUCGCUGGAGUCGGCCCAGUUUUUGCAAGCCGACCUGACGAGUGUCAUCUGCCAGUGGUACAAGGGCGACAAGCCGGCGCCCGCCUGCCAGGCCGAGCAGAAGCGUCUGGCGCGCAAGCUCGAGAAAUCGUGGAAGUUUGAU